This is a messenger RNA of Cladocopium goreaui, 2934 nucleotides long. Lineage: Eukaryota; Dinophyceae; Suessiales; Symbiodiniaceae. The record is from the annotation of a GenBank genome assembly.
AUGGUGAAGUGCUAUGUAUGCAAGUUCAUAGAAGUGGACAAAAAGCCAGGUGAAUGGAGAUCUGCCUGCGAACGUUGCGCAGAACUCCUGAAGGCACCACCUUGCAAGGCUUGCGGACAACCAGUGCGAGACGCGCAAAAGAACGAUCCACAUCCGUAUCAUGAGGAGUGCAGGCGUUGUAGUUCCUGCAACCAAAAGGUCUCGCGGCAGGGUAUGCACUUCACUGCUGGAAAGAUCCUUUGUAGUUCCUGCGAUGACCUCUUUGGAGAGUUCUUUGCACCUGGAAAGCGAAGCGGCAGUGAGUACAUGCAAGAGGCCUUCAAGGCGUGGGAUGAAGACAAAUCAGGCUUCAUUGACACUGGUGAGUUGCGGCUGGUGCUCAAGGCUAUCAUGCCAAACUUUUCAGACCGAGACCUGAACGAUUUGCUUCGUGUCAUAGACACAAAUGGCAACGGUGUGGUGGAGUAUGAAGAGUUUUGCCAGUGGCUGACAAAAGAAAACCCAUUGGAGUUCUCACAGACGACUUUCUCUCACUAUGUGGCGCAACUCAUGCGAGAAGCUGGAAAGGCGAGAGAAAAAGCAGAUCUUUGUGUUGAUGAAAUCCAAGUAAGAGAAGAUGGUGUAUACUUCCGUUUGAGGAGUGGGACUGUUCGGCUGGAGACCACAGCAUUUCGAAAUGAAUCUGGCUUGUCCUUGACAGCGCUAGAUCCCGAAGAGUUCAUCAGCAAAGUGGAAUGCGUGGAAGAUGGUCUACACAUCAGCUUCAACACUGGGCGAGUAAUCACACUCGAUGGGAAAGGUGAACUCUUCGGUCCAUUUGAAGCGCCCAAGGGAUUUUACAUCGAUGGCUUGCGGACAAAGCCCGUGGACAAAGGAAAUGUCAAGGACUACGUGGCUGGUAUUGAAGCAGCACCGUUGCCUUCAGCAUCUGAAUACGAUUGUCCUUGUGCCUUGCUGUAUACUGCCGAGCAGGAGUAUUUGCGCUCGCUUCGCGAAAUCUUAGCAAAGGCCGCAGUUGACGUAAAUGGCUUCGGAUAUGGAGGAGCCACUGCUUUGAUGCUAGCAGCGUCGAGGGGUUGCACUGGCUCAAUGCGUCUUCUGCUGAGCUCUAAAGCCAAUGUCAACCUUGCUGAUUCCGAUGGUUGGACAGCUCUGACCUAUGCCAGUCGCUGUGGUUCACCGGAGGCUGUGCAAGCCUUGCUAGUGAAAGGUGCAAAGGAAGGAGAAGGUGACGGAGGCCGAGCCCUCAAGGAGGCACUUCGGAAGAGCCACAACAGUGCUGCCCGUGCACUCUUGCGGGCGGGAUUUGGCCCAGCACCGGUGGGCACCUUUGCGCUUGAAGGGCAGCCAAAGCCCGAGGACUGCAAGUUGGAGGCACCAGCGAUAUCGCCCAGUGGGGGGGCAUUCUCACAAGCCAAGCAGAUCUGCCUUCUGGUGGGCGGCAACGAUGCUGCAAAGCUUCCACAAAACAUGAAGGUUCUUUACACAUUGGAUGGUCGUGAUCCCUUCCUGGCUGGUCAGCGAUACAUUGGGCCUUUCACCAUCUCGAAUUCGCGGGUCCAAAUUCGAGCAGUGGCAGUCCAAGCGCAAAAGCGAUCCCCAGCUGUGGAGGCAACGUUCCUUAUUUGUCAUACGGCUUUGCCAGAUGAAAUCGUUUUCGGAACUUUGCGGGCGCAGCUUUUUCCUGCAUCGAUGGACUUCAUGCUGAAAUUUACAGCGGAGGCAUUGAAUUUGCCCGUGGAGAGGCUGCAAGCAAGGAUGACAGAAGCUGAUGGUGCCAGCACAAAACGAUGGAUCCAAGUUGAUCUGAAUGACUUGAAGCCGAGACACCAGAUACGCUUUGACCUUGCUUAUGCCACGGUGAAGUCGGCAGACAAAAGGAAGAAGUGGAUUGAAUCCAUCAAAAGCGAUAUCUCCAAAGCUGUUGGUGAAGAGCCAGCGGAUUGCAAGGUGUUUGCUGGGUCCAUCAUUUUGGAGUUUCAGAUGAGCCGAGAAAAGGCCGAUGAGUUGGUGAAGCAUUUGCAAGAUCCAAACAGCUGGCUUUUGACCAAAGGCAAACAUCGGAAGGCUUUCAAGACUGCCUCGCUUCAGGUCGUAGAAGCUUUGGGAGCUCGCUUGACCACCAUCGCCUUCCGAGAUGAGGUAGAGAAGGGUAUCAAGAGCAAACAACGCUGCCGCGUUGUCGCCAUUGGCAAGGGCGACAAGGGUGCAGUCGCUACGUUGGUGGCGGACAAGAAGGAAGCAAAAUGGAUGAAAAAACAGCUGGACAGCGUGGUUCGGAAGAUCCUGGAAGAUGUGGAAUUUGCGGAGGUCCAGGACUACCCUGAAUUUGUGGAUCUUGAGUUCAGUGUCGACAUCAUGGAGCCUGGCAAAGGACGCGAAAUUGUUGAAAUUCUUCGAGAACCAGAGACCAGCAUGAAGAUUGCGGACACUAUUGCUAUCAUGAAAGGUAUCGAUACCAAAGUUUCAGUGGUGGCGCCUGCAGCUUCCCGAAAGCUUGCCGAGAUGGAAGUUGUCAUUCAAUGGACGCGCAGAAACGGUAGCAAGAGUGAGUUUGAGGAGCAACCCAAUUGCAACCUUGUUGUCUAUGCCGAAGAGCACAUGGUCUAUUCUUGCGACAUUGGUUCAGCCACCAGUCCCAAGGCCGCUGACGUACAGAAGAAGGACAAUUUGUACAAAGAGGAGAUGUCCAAGUCUGUUGGCCGAGCCGUGGGUUCAUGGACACAAGAGAACGGCAACGAAUCGCGCUUGCAGCUGGACUUGUCAGCUUUGCCAUCUGACGUGACGGAAAUGUACUUCGUGAUUUCCGCAGAAGAAUCCUAUGACCUCUCCAGCUUCAGUUCAGCUUCCUUUUCCUUGGUGGACUUGGCACGAAACCAGGAGCGGCUAAACCUGCGCGAAUUCAAUUACAAAACUGAUCUUGAAUCCGCAUAA